Messenger RNA from Thyridium curvatum, 1371 nucleotides. RefSeq lists its product as uncharacterized. Gene Ontology annotation, biological process: translational initiation. The transcript is spliced from 3 exons. Gene Ontology annotation, molecular function: translation initiation factor activity; guanyl-nucleotide exchange factor activity. Gene Ontology annotation, cellular component: eukaryotic translation initiation factor 2B complex. The record is from RefSeq and is a predicted model, not a curated record. Bases 1 to 1371 code for a protein of 456 amino acids. NCBI's taxonomy places the organism in Eukaryota, Fungi, Ascomycota, Sordariomycetes, Thyridiales, Thyridiaceae.
AUGGCCCCAGUCCAAUCGGGCCAUGCGCCCAACCUGAGAAAGUUCCUGGACUCGCUCAAGGGCCAGUCGCUCGAUGCCUCCGUGGAGAGUCUAGUAUCGCGAGCCCACAGCCUCCUCAAGAGGAGACAGAUCAAGGGCCCCGAGCCCUGCGCGAUCGCCACCGCCCACAUCCUGCUCCAGGUCGUCGCAAAGACCAAGUGGAACGACGUCGACCACCUCCUCGACCGCAUACAGCAGGUCGGCCACAAGCUCGUCGAGGCGCAGCCGCAGGAGCUCGUCAUCGGCAACAUCAUCAGGAGGAUACUGGGCCUGAUUAGGGAUGAGGCCGCCGAGGACCGCCACGGCGACGGCGACGGCGACGACGCCGAGUCGCUGCCCGAGAGCAGCGCGGCGGCGACGGCGACAACUACAACUGCGGCGACGCACGAGCCGGAGAGCAGGAGCGCGCUGCAGUCGCGGGCGCUGUCGAGGGUGCCCACGCUGUCGAGCCUGAGCUCCAUGGCCAUCCCGCAGUCCAUGUUCAACCUGCUGUCGGCCGACCCGCUCGUCGACUCGAGCCCCGGCAGCUCGCCCUACGGCCACGGGUCCGGCACCUCGACGCCCAUGCUGCGCGUCGCCCAGCCGACCAACCUGCACGGCCUCAAGUCGGAGAUCAUCAGCGGCAUCGACGAGAUCUUUGACGAGAUCCAGCAGGUCGACGACCAGAUCGCCGCCGUGGCCGACACGCAGAUCUACCCGGGCGACUUCGUCAUGGUCUACCGGCCCUCGGCCACGGUCGAGCGGUUCCUGGUCAAGGCCGCCGCCAAGCGCAAGUUCACGGUGCUCAUCGUCGGCGAGACGGCGACAGCGACCGCCACCGCCACCGCCACCGCCACGCCCGGCGGGCAGCAGGAGGCGCCGUACGCGGCCCUGCGCAAGAAGCUCAAGUCGCUCAAGGUCACGGCCAUCAACGUCACGAGCAGCGGGGCCAUGGCCUACAUCGGAAGGACCAACAAGGUCAUCCUCGACGCGAGGGCGGUCGUCGCCAACGGCGGGGUCAUCGUGGACGGCGGCGCGGGCCUCGUGGCGCGGGCGGCCGCCGGGUACAGCAAGGCCGUCAUCGUCCUGGGCGGCGUGUACCGGGUCUCGCCCGAGGAGCCCUCCGACUUUGGCCCGCUGGUGGAAUGGGGCAACCCGGCCGGCCACAUCGGGUUCACCGACGGGCCCAUGGUCAGCGGGGUGGACGUGGGGAUCGCCGAGACCGAGUACAUGAGCCCGGACCUGAUUGACAUCUACAUUACCAAUCUUGGCGCGCAUUCGAGGAAUCAUCUGCACAGCAUUAUCACGGAUCACUACAAGAAGGAAGACAUGGAGCUCUACGGUUCCUAUUGA